Protobothrops mucrosquamatus (brown spotted pit viper) is the source of this 3043-nucleotide messenger RNA. RefSeq names its product zinc finger AN1-type containing 3 (gene ZFAND3). The record is from RefSeq and is a predicted model, not a curated record. NCBI's taxonomy places the organism in Eukaryota, Metazoa, Chordata, Lepidosauria, Squamata, Viperidae. Gene Ontology annotation, molecular function: zinc ion binding. The transcript is spliced from 5 exons. Bases 1 to 681 code for a protein of 226 amino acids.
AUGCACUUGAUACCCACAGAGAAACUGUGCCAUCUUGUGAAACCCAGGAGGCAUGGCUUCUCUGUUGUGGUAUACACUAGAUCCGGAUUAUCAGUGGAACCUGAUACAGAUUUUCAAAAGAAGCAACCAGAUGAUGAGUCCACUCCCAGCACAAGUAACAGCCAAUCGGAUUUGUUCUCUGGAGAAACAAAUAGUGACAACAGUAAUACCUCUCUAUUGACACAGACUGUUAACUCCAACCAGCAACUUUCGACAGAACUGAAUGUAACUUCUUUGAGCAAAGAAGAAUGUGGGCCAUGCACAGAUACAGCUCAUGUUUCUUUAACCACAGCAACCAAAAGAUCUUGUGAUUCAGAGUCACAGGUGGAGAGUGAGCCUUCUCCGGAGAAGCGGCCACGGUUACUUGAGGACGGUCACGAUAGAUCUGAAGAAAUUAGCCGUUCAAAACAGAAGAGCAGGCGCAGGUGUUUCCAGUGCCAAACAAAAUUGGAGCUGGUACAGCAAGAGCUGGGAUCAUGUCGCUGUGGUUAUGUGUUCUGUAUGUUGCAUCGCCUGCCUGAACAGCACGAUUGCACAUUUGACCACAUGGGACGUGGGCGCGAAGAAGCCAUUAUGAAAAUGGUGAAACUGGACCGGAAAGUUGGGCGAUCAUGCCAGCGCAUUGGCGAGGGCUGCUCCUGAGUGGCAAGACUCUUCAACCAAAUGCUGUUCUCUUAGUUCACUAAUGUUAGCCUUAUUUAGGACAAAGUCAGCCAGACACUUGUACUGGGCAAGUUUCAGACUACAGCCAAUCAAUUUCCUUUCUUUAGCCAACCAUCCUGGUACUGUAGUUUAGGAGUUAAAUGGUGAUCAACACUGAUUACUGGCUGGUUGUUAAGGUGCCUACUAGCCACUAUUAAAAAAAAUGAAGACAUAUUUUUGAGCAUGGCUAGUGGAUUGUAACAAAAAUAUAAAGGCUUCUAUUAUUGCAGGAGUCAAGUUCUUAUAAAACAAACAAAAAGCCUUAUAUUGGGAAGUAUCCAGCAGCUGAGUAGAAACUGAUGUAAAAGACUGUUUAUGUGCAUACCACUCUGGAAGAAACUACCCUUAUUAGCCUGGCUUUCCUGUCCUUACUAUUAGCUAACCUUGAAGAGGUGAAACUCUGCUUAAAAGAAGCAGGGUGGAUGCUAAACCUAGAAGACCUAAAUCAUUACUUUUGCUAUUUCCACGCAUGUCUUCUAAGAUCAUGCAGCGCCACCAACAUCAGGAAAUCUCUUAGGGGUAGGAACAGCUUUCUAGGAAGCCAAAAAGAGGGGACAGAUUCUUAUGACAACUUUUAUAUUAGAUGAAAAUAUCAGAUUACAGGGAAAUUAUUUCUUCACUAAGGUGGAGGAGGAAAUAUCUUACUUUAAAGUUAGUGCUAUUUUGGAACAAGCAGUAAAUGGCGUGCAUUUUCUACACAGCAUCAACAACAUUUCUUAAGUGGCGUGAUCCAAUUCCAUAUGCCAACCAUAGUUGCUGUUUCCCAUCAGCCAAAAUCUGAUUGGCUCUUGUUUGCCUUUUGCUAAGUGCAGGUAUCUGAUAAUUGAACAAAUAAGGCUAAUUCACAGCACAGUAGCCAUGCCUGGAUUCUACAGACUGACUUUCUGUAGCUAGACGUAUAUUGAGGGGUAAAGGACAUUUUGUAGCAAAUGGAAUUCAGUUAACAGUAUUGGGGGAACAACCAGGAAAAUCACCCUUUAUUGAACUGAGUUUGUACACCUCACUUCCAGUGUAUUAAGGAGAUAAUCAAAUGGGCUGUCCCAGCCUUGUGACUAUGCAGCUUGGUACUCAGUGAAGGUCUCUGCUCAUCAUCAGUUGCAAAGCAAGUGACUGUAAAAUGCCUUGCGUAGAAUGGGGACUCUCUAGAUCUGGUCUUUUAGAGCUACUAUUCUAUACUGGGUAUGUCAAUUUCAUUGAACGGAACUGCACAUUUUUUGUUGUUUCUUUGUUUUUAAUGUGCAGUCAUUUCCUCUAGCUACAGGCAAAUGUGUCUGUAAGAAAAAUAUAUAUAUAUAUUUAUAAUGGCCUAAUGUGGAAUGUUUACCCCACAAACUGGUUAGUGCUCAGCUAGCAAUUUGAAAUUAGGUCUAGUAGGGAAUAGGGAAGGGUUGCUGGAAGAAGGGGAUCUGUUUUGUCUCUCAUUUUCACAAAUAGAAUACACUUAAGCCACCAAAAAGAGUGAAUUCCCUCAUAUCACUCUUUUUAAAAGGUAGGGUAGAGCAGCUUAAAUAAGUCACUGACUGCUCUGUAUGUUUUGAAGAUCAGUGACUAGUUUACAGGUUGAUUUGUAUUUAAUCUGGUAGCCAAUAUGGCCAGUGAAGGAGACUCAGCUUUUGCCUAUAUUGCAAAUUGGUGAUGAAGUCAAUCUACCAUUCUAAAGUUCAAUAUGGAAAAGCCAUUCUGGGUUGUACUCAAGGCUUUGAAAUCAGCAAUGGAAUGUCCAGCUGCAUUUUCUGUUUCCUAAGGAAGUAUUCUCCUUUCAGCGUUAUGUGGGAGAAACCAGACAAUUUUUUUUUGCGUUUGCCAUGAAGAGUUUCAAACAAACAUGGACUUCAGCUGCUGCCACGCUAUGCACUUUCUUCCCUUCUAAAAUCCUAGCAUAGCAUUUGAUGGACAUUCUGAUUGAUAUACAAGACUUUCAGAUUAAUAACAAAGAUGCUGUUUUUCUCUUGUUAAUCUUUCUUUGGCCCUGAUACACGUGCACAGUUGAUUUCAAGGUAUCUCUUGAGCAAACACUACUCAAGUUCAUAUGGAUUAUGGACAAUGUUCACUUUAAAAAGUGUGGGGGGUUGUUCCUUUGCAGUAUCUGUUCUGUGAGGUUUGCUAAACGUAAAGAAAGCUCAAGUUCUUGUAAUCUUAAAGAAAUCUUAUUUAACCCUUUUUGUGUUCUAGAUUUACUUACACAUGUAGCUUAGAGCUCAGUUUUAGUUUAACAUUGUGAAAUAUUAAAAAAUGAUUGUAAUUCUUUUUCCUCCUGCUUAAAAGAAACAAAACCAUUAAACAGAUCAGAUUAAAAUUUGAA